Messenger RNA from Nerophis lumbriciformis (worm pipefish), 534 nucleotides. NCBI's taxonomy places the organism in Eukaryota, Metazoa, Chordata, Actinopteri, Syngnathiformes, Syngnathidae. The record is from RefSeq and is a predicted model, not a curated record.
UUAUGUUGACAAGCCCACAGGACGACGCCUCAUCAGAACGUCACAAAGCCUGAAGUUCCUGCCCUCUGGCACCUUUAUAAGGAGAGGAUGCUAGGAGGCUCGUUGCUCGUGUUCUGGGGGAGAGUAAAGUGAAACAAGGGAAGCUUAUCUGGGUCAGCUACGCACUAUGACAGUCCGCUGUGUAUACCUUUUCUGCAUACUGGUGUAUGCCACUGGACCCUUAUAUUGCAACGCCCUGAUCCAGAUGGAGGAAUAUAAAGCUAAACAUUUGCGAUAUUUUGUUACCAUGGAGGACGACAACAAAAAGCAACUGAUCAAUGAUUUACAUGAUGUUUUGGAAAGACUUCAGACAAAUCAACUUGCAUCCUUCAGAAAAAAACAUGGCCACCUGCCAAUGUGUGAUCCAGGAGACCAAUGUGCACUAAGGAAAGGCUCCAGGAUUGGGAAGCUGUGUGACUGCUCCCUGCCAAGAACAUGCAACUCUUUCCUACAUCGUUGUCUAUGAUACUCUCUCUUCUUAUAUCCAAUGACUAA